AAGUUCGGUUGCUACUGUGAUAGCCAGCUACUGAAAUAUUGCAUUGGGUGUGUAAGUCAAUAAUUGGUGUGUUUCAUGAAAGAUAUGAUACACGAGGCAUGCACCCGUCGCCUUGUAUAAUUCCAGAUCUUCUAGCUAUCGGUGCUUCCGUGCCGCGCGUGGGCCCGUAGCCAACCCAAGUGUUUGAAUUCUCUGUUAUCUAUAUCAUAGCUAUCUAUAUAUCCCCAUAACCAAUCAUAUCCUCCAUUAAUCCAACACCAUGGACCUGCAAUAUCCCUUCUUACUAUCAACACCAUCAUUUACCAUCUUCUUCGGGCUGCUCUUAUUUCUCUUUGUUCUUUCAUCCAUAUGGAGAAGGAGCAGAACCCGCACGGCUACAACCAGAAAAUCACCACCAGAAGCAAGUGGUGCGUGGCCUUUGAUUGGUCACCUCCACCUCUUUGGUGCCUCAAAACCACCUCACGUUACGUUGGGCAACAUGGCUGACAAAUAUGGCCCCAUUUUCACCUUGCGUCUCGGUGUUCACAAAACGCUGGUUGUGAGCAAUUGGGAAAUGGCCAAACAGUGCUUUACCGUCAACGACAAAGCGUUUGCUAGCCGUCCUAAAUCAGUGGCCUUUGAAGUGUUGGGGUACAACUUUUCCAUGAUUGGGUUCAGCCCCUACGGUUCUUAUUGGCGUCACGUGCGCAAAAUUGCGACGCUGGAGCUCCUCUCUUCUCACCGCAUAGACAUGAUCAAGCACGUGAUGGAGUCGGAGGUGAAGGCAGCAGUGAAAGAAAUUUACGAUAUUUGGAUAGACAAGAACAAGAGUGGUUCAGAAAAGGUAACAACUGAGAUGAAGAGAUGGUUUGGGGACAUAAUGCUAAAGGUUAUGUUCAGAACGGUGGUUGGAAAACGUUUUGUUUUGGAGACUGAAGAGAACGAACGGAUCCGAAAGGCAAUGAGGGACUUGUUUGAUCUUAGCGGUUCAUUCUCUGUGUCUGAUGCUCUGCCAUAUUUGAGAUGGUUUGAUUUGGAUGGUGCAGAGAAGAAAAUGAAGACAACAGCGAAAGAGUUAGAUGGGUUUGUUGAAGUUUGGCUCCAAGAACACAAACGCAACAGAAAUAAUAGUGGUUCGGGUCAAGAGAAAGGUAACCACGACUUCAUGGACUUGCUUCUUAACCUUGUUGAGGAGGGUCAAGAGUUUGACGGUCGUGACGGCGAUACCACGAUCAAAGCUACAUGCCUGGCAUUAAUUUUAGCGGGCAUGGAUACUACAGCAGGGACAAUGACUUGGGCUCUCUCAUUACUUCUCAAUAAUCAUGGGAUCUUAAAUAAGGUUGUCCAUGAAUUAGACACGCAUAUUGGAACGGAAAAGAUGGUAAAGGUAUCGGAUUUGAAGAAGCUAGAGUAUCUUCAAUCUAUCAUUAAGGAAACAUUGCGCUUGUACCCAGUUGGACCACUUAGUUUGCCACACGAGUCCAUGCAAGACUGCACUGUGGGUGGAUAUCAUGUGCCUAGUGGCACUCGCCUCUUGACUAACAUUUCAAAACUUCAACGAGAUCCCUUAUUAUAUUCCAAUCCUUUAGAGUUUUGCCCAGAGAGAUUCCUGACAACCCACAAGGACAUAGACGUUAAAGGUCAACAUUUUGAGUUGAUUCCAUUUGGUGCAGGUAGAAGAAUGUGUCCAGGACUCUCUUUCGGUCUUCAAAUUAUGCAACUAACACUAGCUACUCUAUUGCAUGGAUUUGAUAUUGUAAUCCAUGAUGCAAAACCUACGGAUAUGCUUGAACAAAUUGGGCUAACCAACAUCAAGGCCUCUCCACUUCAAGUCAUUCUUACACCACGUCUCUCUACUUAUAUUUAUGAUGAAAUUUAUAUAGUCUAAAAUAAGACAGAGUAUUAGGAUGACCUACCUGUAUGGACAAUAAGCAUUAAACCUACUCCACUCAAAGGUGUCAUGAAAUUACUUUAUUCUAUGUGUAUAUUUUGAAGCUUAAGAUAUUAAAUGAACAAAACCGGUGACAUUAAUUACU
This is a messenger RNA of Glycine soja, 2015 nucleotides long. Its product is annotated as cytochrome P450 CYP82D47-like. The transcript has 2 exons. Bases 260 to 1867 code for a protein of 535 amino acids. Gene Ontology annotation, biological process: defense response to other organism. Gene Ontology annotation, molecular function: iron ion binding; monooxygenase activity; oxidoreductase activity, acting on paired donors, with incorporation or reduction of molecular oxygen. The record is from RefSeq and is a predicted model, not a curated record. NCBI's taxonomy places the organism in Eukaryota, Viridiplantae, Streptophyta, Magnoliopsida, Fabales, Fabaceae.